AUGAGUGGACUCUCGACCGUUACGCCGGGGACAUCGGAUGACCUUCCUCUUUCCGGUGUGCGCGUUCUCGAGCUAGGUCAAGUUAUUGCAGGUCCAUUUUGUGGCCAAUUGCUAGGUCAUUACGGCGCCGAGGUGAUCAAAAUUGAACCGCCCCAUAUCGGUGAUCCCCUUCGAGUUUGGCGAGAGCUCGACGUCGAUGGAGUAAGUCCAUGGUGGAGGAGUAUCGGGCGCAACAAGAAGAGUGUGACAAUUGAUUUGCGCAAGGAGGAAGGAAGAAAGCUAGUCAAGCAGCUGGCGAUCAAAAGCGACGUUCUUCUAGAGAACUUCAAGCCUGGGACUCUGGAGAAGUGGAAUCUUGGCCCUGCAGACUUGCAUCCGCACAAUCCUUCGCUCAUUUUCACUCGAGUAAGUGGAUAUGGACAAACAGGGCCAUGGGCAUCCCGUCCGGGUUAUGCAUCUGUAUGCGAAGCAGAGUCAGGUUUCCGGUAUAUCAAUGGCCACCCUGAUCCAGAGACAGGUAUGCUCUCUGGCCCGCCUGUUCGCCCGAACAUUAGUCUAGGAGAUUCAGUUGCUGGAUUGCACGCAGCAUUUGGUACAGUCCUUGCGCUUUUGUCCAAGCGUCGAAAAGAAGCGAAAGGCCAGCCUGCGGGCCAGACAGUGGAUGUGAGCAUUUUCGAGAGCAUGAUAAAUUUAAUGGAGGGAAUAAUCCCCGAAUACGACCGCAAGGACAAGGUGAGAACGCUUCCUGAUGAUUACCACUUGGAGUGUUUGGAGCCGACAUUUCCCAUGCAUCCACCCAGACCCUCGCCAGCAGCGCCAUUGGCCCCUUCAUUCAUCGUGAUUGGCGCGAAUGCGGACACCAUGUACGUUCGGAUGAUGAAUGCCAUUGGACGACCAGACCUCACCGGACCACUAUAUGCGCAAAAUCAGCAUCGUGUUACGCGUCAGGAAGAGAUCGAAUCAGCCAUUUCGACGUGGACCCAAACGAAGACCGCCGAGGAGGUGGAGAAGAUCCUGCAGGCCGUGGGCGUGCCCACGGGUCGUGUCUCUAGCGUGAAGGAACUCUUCGAGAAUCCGCAGGUCAAGGCGAGAGGAGUUCUGGAGGACGUGUGGGUUGAUAAAGAGGAUGGGGGAUGGAGCGUCAAAAUGCCGAGGGUUGUUCCAGUGCUAGAGGGUUCAGAAAGCACAACGCGCUGGGCUGGACCAGAUUUGGGGCAACACAACCGAGAGGUAUUAGUCGAACAAUUGGGCAUGUCGGACGAAGAACUAGAAAGACUCAAGCACAAGGGCAUUGUCGGAAAUUAA
Messenger RNA from Fibroporia radiculosa, 1305 nucleotides. RefSeq lists its product as uncharacterized. The transcript has 8 exons. The coding region runs from base 1 to 1305 and encodes 434 amino acids. The record is from RefSeq and is a predicted model, not a curated record. Lineage: Eukaryota; Fungi; Basidiomycota; Agaricomycetes; Polyporales; Fibroporiaceae. Gene Ontology annotation, molecular function: catalytic activity.